Molecule: messenger RNA, 473 nt
Organism: Strongylus vulgaris
Lineage: Eukaryota; Metazoa; Nematoda; Chromadorea; Rhabditida; Strongylidae
Source: the annotation of a GenBank genome assembly
AUGCAAGGUGGAGUUUCAUCAGGAGUCCAAAAGUACAGCUUUCCACCGAACAAUACCCCAGUCUCUAAAGUGUACGUAUUUGGAAGGCCCGUCUAUGUAAGGCAACCUUUUGUAGUACCUCAGAGAGGUUAUCGACCAAGACAUGACAGCCAUGUGAUGCGAGACGAGAGAUCAUUUCAAGGCAAUGCAGAUGCCUUAGCAGAUGCCGUCGAACAAACCGUUGUUCAGGAAGCUAUGGUAAAGCAAUUCUUCACAGACACCGACCCUUUGCGAUAUCAGCUACCUGAACGACCGUUUCCACCUUCGGACAGAUAUGGACCAAUACCUGCUCCUGUAGAACCAAAGCAUCGAUAUCCCCUUCCGCAGUGCUACACCAAUGACAGCGGUAAGGCUGAGAGGAAAAGUGCAAAGAUCCGAGCGCACUACUUUUAUUUUAUUAAAUGUGAGACUUCGAAUGUAGUGGUUGUCUAGAG